CCACGGCUGAGCUGAGCAAAUGGAUUUUCAAGCCUGACCAGGGCACUGCAGGCUGCCGAGGGCCUGUCACAUUAGGACCCCAGCCCUCUGGAAUCGCCCCAGGGACUCCUGGAUCGUCUGUCCUGUGACCCUAAGCAGGUGCAGAGAGCCUAAACGCCACCGCCCCAGGGACUGCGUCAUGCCCUUGACCUGGGCAUAGCCAACCCCUGGCACCGAAUCCAUGGAGGCAGUGCCCCCAGCUGUGGAUCUGGUGUUGGGUGCUUCAGCCUGCUGUCUGGCUUGCAUCUUCACCAAUCCCCUGGAAGUGGUGAAGACGAGGCUACAGCUGCAGGGGGAGCUGCAGGCCCGGGGCACCUACCCAAGACCCUACCGGGGCUUGGUGGCUGCCGUGGCCGCAGUAGCCCAUGCAGAUGGCCUGCGGGGCCUGCAGAAAGGGCUGGUCGCUGGUCUCCUCUACCAGGGCCUCAUGAAUGGUGUCCGUUUCUACUGCUACAGCUUGGCUUGCCAGGCUGGCCUCACCCAGCAGCCAGGUGGCACCGUGGUCGCUGGGGCUCUGGCUGGGGCUCUGGGAGCCUUCGUGGGGAGCCCCGCUUACCUGGUGAAAACGCAGUUGCAGGCCCAAACGGUAGCUGCCAUGGCCGUAGGGCACCAGCACCAUCACCAGAGCGUCCUGGGUGCCCUGGAGACCAUCUGGCGGCAACAAGGCCUGCUGGGGCUGUGGCGGGGCGUGGGUGGGGCCGUGCCCCGUGUCAUGGUGGGCUCGGCCGCCCAGCUGGCCACCUUCACCUCUGCCAAGACCUGGGUACAAGAGCGACAGUGGCUCCCGGAGGACAGCUGGCUGGUGGCCCUGGCAGGGGGCAUGAUCAGCAGUGUGGCUGUGGUGGUCGUCAUGACCCCCUUUGACGUGGUCAGCACGCGGCUAUACAACCAGCCGGUGGACGGAGCUUGCAGGGGUCAGCUGUAUCGGGGCCUCACUGACUGCCUGCUGAAGAUCUGGCGGUUCGAGGGCCCCCUGGCACUCUACAAGGGACUGGGUCCUGCCUACUUGCGCCUGGGCCCCCACACCAUUCUCAGUAUGCUCUUCUGGGACGAGCUUCGCAAGGCUGUCCGGCAGGCUCAGCACCAGCAGGCUUAGGUGGCACCUCGCCCCCCGAGCAUGUGUUCCAAAGUGACUGCUUGGGCUGGCAGGACUGGCUGUCCUGGAGCUGGCCAUAGGCCCAGCACCCCCUCCUGUGCCCCACCCCCAGCAGCAGGCCCACCCAGGCCCAGGGUGUUCACUCCUAAUUAUCGCCUGCUCUGCCCUGGAUUGCCGC
Messenger RNA from Ochotona princeps (American pika), 1313 nucleotides. It is a transcript of the gene SLC25A34, whose product is annotated as solute carrier family 25 member 34. The transcript has 5 exons. The record is from RefSeq and is a predicted model, not a curated record. Bases 221 to 1135 code for a protein of 304 amino acids. NCBI's taxonomy places the organism in Eukaryota, Metazoa, Chordata, Mammalia, Lagomorpha, Ochotonidae.